UUGCACGUAACGCUAUAUUGUCACUGUGGCUGUGAAAUUGAAGUUGACAUUUUGGCUAUUGGUCCUAAAAUUAAAAGGGUGUCGAAAACCGUAAGGUCUUUUCAUAAUCAUUAGUUUUUGUCUGCUAUAAAGUAAUUACAUCCUUGAAGAUGGCCCUAGCCCUACGUAGUAUGUUAAGAAAUGCAGCCAGGAGGAUCCAAGUACGCAGCUACUCAGAUGCCCCAAAAGAAGGAGAAAUGGCUUUUACCUUUGCUGCGGGUAACAAGGUGUUCUACAACAAACAAGCAGUAAAACAGAUUGAUGUGCCAUCAUUCAGUGGUGCUUUUGGUAUCUUGCCAAAGCAUGUCCCUACUUUAGCUGUCCUUCGGCCAGGCGUAGUCACAGUCACUGAAAAUGAUGGCAAACAAAGCAAAAUCUUUGUUUCAUCAGGCACAAUCACUGUAAACGACGAUUCUUCAGUUCAGGUUUUGGCUGAAGAGGCACACCCAUUGGAAAAUUUGGACCGCAGCGCGGCACAAGAAGCUUUGAGCAAAGCCCAGUCGGAAUUCAACUCUGCGUCGAAUGAGCAGGCCAAAGCCGAAGCUGCGAUUGCUGUAGAAGUCGCCGAAGAAAUUGUAAAAGCUGUUUCAGCGUAAAUUUCUUACAGUGGUCUCUAACAUGUUUAGUAAUUAACAACUAUUUAAUGAUACAACCUUUAUUAAAGUUUAUGGCCAUAGCGUA
Melitaea cinxia (Glanville fritillary) is the source of this 720-nucleotide messenger RNA. RefSeq names its product ATP synthase subunit delta, mitochondrial (gene ATPsyndelta). The record is from RefSeq and is a predicted model, not a curated record. Bases 150 to 635 code for a protein of 161 amino acids. Lineage: Eukaryota; Metazoa; Arthropoda; Insecta; Lepidoptera; Nymphalidae. Gene Ontology annotation, molecular function: proton-transporting ATP synthase activity, rotational mechanism. The transcript has 6 exons. Gene Ontology annotation, biological process: proton motive force-driven ATP synthesis.